AUGGAUCAUCCGACGGUGAGCCCAUUCCAGUCCACGGAGAAAGCCCCCACGUCGGUGGUAUCACCAAUAACAUCAGCAGCAGCACAGGCCUCUGCGAAGAAAUGGAACCAGUUCAAGGACUCGUUCAGGCCUGCGCAGAACGAGGACCCCUUUGCAGGCUCAAACGUGUUUGUGUAUCGCUCAGAGAUCCAGCUUGACGAGGAUAAGGAGAACCUGACCGACCUACAGAAGGCCGCGAUAAACUCGUCAAAGACCCAGAUGAAACAGAAGUUGCUACCGAGACACCUGGCGAUGUUCAUCAUCGGCGGCACCGUUGGCCUGGGGCUGUUUGUGAAUUCCGGAGGUGCGCUGGCCACCGGUGGGCCAGCUUCUCUGGUCAUCGGCUGGUCAAUAGUGUCGGCCAUGAUCUUUGUGACCAUGCUCGCGCUUGCAGAGCUCAGCGUGGCGUUUCCAGUGACUGGAGGGUUCGUCACGCUGACGACCAGGUUCAUAGACCCAUCGCUGGGGUUCGCACUGGCCUGGAACUACAUGUUCAACUGGAUGGUUGCCCUGCCGGUGGCUCUGGUUGGUGCUGCUAUAACCAUCCGAUUCUGGCGUGACGAUAUCAAUGCCGAUGUAUGGGUAGCCGUGUUCUUCGUGUUCAUAGUGUUCUUGAACAUGUUACACUUGAAGCACUAUGCAGAGUUGGAGGCCUUGUUGGCACUGGUGAAGGUGCUGGCAAUCGUGGGCUUCUUCAUCUUGGGGAUCGUCCUGACAUGUGGUGGUGGGCCACAAGGAGGUUACAUUGGUGGGAGAUACUGGCACGACCCAGGUGCCUUUGCUAAUGGGUUUAAAGGCGUAUGCUCCGUGUUUGUCGCUGCAGCUUUCUCGUUUGCAGGCGUUGAAAUCAUUUCAAUGACUGCUCCUGAAACCAUAGACCCAGAAACUGCGAUACCAAAGGCUGCAAAGAGAACCUUUUGGUUCAUAUCGUUAUCCUAUAUAGCCAUUCUUACACUUAUUGGUUGCCUUGUGCCUUAUGACUCUGAUAAGCUGUGGGACGGUGAUUCCUAUGGAUCUAUUUCGCCAUUCGUCAUUGCAAUUCAGAACGCUGGAAUAAGCGGACUGCCAUCGCUGAUGAACGUUGUCAUCAUCCUUGCAGUGCUGUCCAUCGCAAAUACAGCAGUCUAUGCCACUUCCCGUGUUUUGUCUGCAAUGGGCGAUAUCGGCCAUGCCCCUGCAAUACUAUCGUACGUUGACAGGACAGGAAGACCAUUGGUGGCCAACAUCGUGACGUUUGUAUUUGGACUCUUGUCGUUUCUCGCAGCCUCAGAUAAAGAGAACGACGUGUUUCUAUGGUUCUCUGCUUUGACAUCACUGUGUACAAUCUUCGCCUGGAUGGCAAUUUGCUGGUGCCAUAUUAGGUUCAGACAGGCUCUAAAACUACACGGAAGAGGCACUGAUGAGUUAUCGUACGCUUCACCUCUGGGGGUUUGGGGAUCAUUGUUUGGACUGGUGAUGAAUGUGCUAGUUAUCAUGGGCCAAUUCUGGGUUGCACUGUUCCCUGGAAGCUCGGCAGAUGCAAAGUCAUUCUUUGAAGUUUUCCUUUCAUUAUGUAUACUUAUUGCAUUCUAUGUGGGCCACAGACUAUGGAAGAGAAACAAGAGUUGGUUCAUACGAACCCAUGAGAUGGAUAUCGAUACAGGCCGGAAACACUAUGAUAUUGAACUCUUGAAACAGGACAUUUUUUACGAGAGGGAGCGUAUCAACAAUUCACCAUUCUACUACAGGAUAUACAAACUACUCUGUUGA
Molecule: messenger RNA, 1788 nt
Organism: Williopsis jadinii
Lineage: Eukaryota; Fungi; Ascomycota; Saccharomycetes; Phaffomycetales; Wickerhamomycetaceae
Product: amino acid permease
Exons: 1
Coding region: 1-1788 (595 amino acids)
Biological process (GO): amino acid transmembrane transport
Cellular component (GO): membrane
Molecular function (GO): amino acid transmembrane transporter activity
Source: RefSeq, a predicted model, not a curated record